Molecule: messenger RNA, 6654 nt
Organism: Closterium sp. Yama58-4
Lineage: Eukaryota; Viridiplantae; Streptophyta; Zygnematophyceae; Desmidiales; Closteriaceae
Source: the annotation of a GenBank genome assembly
AUGGUUCUGUUGCGGAACGUGUUACUGCCAGGUCUUCUCGUUUUAUCGCUCGUCGCUACCACACACGCCCAGAGCCUCGCCGCGUUCCUCCCUUUCCCCGGCCUCCCUCGAUGUGUGCUUAUAGCGGGUCUGGAGCCGAAUAAAGUGCUCAAGUACCAUCCUCUGGGCGACAUUGGAGCGACGGGCACUCUCCGCAUCUCCGUCUUUCAGAUGCAAGGGAAGAUUAACCUCAAGUUCAAGGUCGACAGCACCAGUCUCUCUGGCCCGCUCCCCCCGCGCAACAUCACCCUCUUCGACGCGCGCUCGGGCGGCGCCACGGGUCUUCCGAUCUUCGGGCUCAACGGCAAGUGGACGUCCGACCCCGUGACGUCGCAGAUCUCGCUGCGCACGUGGAUCAUGGACGCGGGGAAUAAGUUCCCGCCGGGGUCGACGGUUUCCUACUACGAUCUGGUGAAGCAGGUCGAUUUGAGUCCGCGCAGCUUCUUCGGAGAAGCUGCCACUGAUUCACAGAUGGCGUUUUUAGUCAAUCGCACCUUUCCAGGUUUGCUUCUUCUACUAUUGCUCUUCGCCGCUACAUCCGCCGCUACAACCGCCGCAGUCGGACCCAUAAGAGGAGCCGUUCCACCGCCGGGCAUUUUGCAAUGUAGCUUGCGGGUUGACCUGAAGAGCAACGAAGUCAUCAGCUCGUCGCUCGGCGGAGACCUCGGCGGCACUGGCGACCUAAACAUCUACGUGUACAAGUAUCAAGGCGGGUUGGAUGUCCACAUCAGCUACAACACGCACCAGCUCUCCCUCCCAAUGCCGCCUCCCAACCAAUCCAUCAACCUCGGGACACGUGGCACGAACGGUGACGUGGCCUGGAACAUCGAAGGCACGUGGACGCAACGAAAUGAGGAUCAGUUGGAGCUGAAACGCAUUUACAAGCGCGCUCCACAAGUCAUCAUCCCCGGUACAAGCAUAUCCGUUUACAAGAUGGUGAAAAUGAUUGACCAAAAUCCAGCUGAUUACUACGCAACAAUUUCUACGGACAUGUAUCCCGAGGGAGCAAUCCGCGGGCACCUCUGCGGAGCUUCGGCGUCCGUUACAUUCGGUGCAUCUGGUCAAUCGAGCGCGGCAUUGUUGUAUUCACCUGCGCUUCGACCGAUGCGUGGCGGCCCGCGUGGACACGCGAGGUUGGGUUCGUCGGGAGGUUCGCGCCGUCUGGUUUGUCGAAACGCGUUGCUGGAAGACGAAUCGGACGGAGAAAGCGCCAGGGAAGCAGCAGCGAAGAAGGCAGUGCCGGGCACCAAACCUGGCAGCAGCAGGAGCUGGCAGGAGACCACCGCAUCGGCUGCUGCUGUAGCCGCCCUUCUGGACAGCGCUACAGGCGGCAGCGGAGCAGGAAAGGCUCCAACUGCGUCUGCUGCGAGUGCUGCUGCCACAGGCGGCUCUGCUACAGCCGGUGCUGCAGGGGGUUCCGCUACAGGCGGUGCAGCAGCAGCGGGGCCAGCGGCAGCGGCGGUGGGCGAGUUCUGCAUCAUAGAAGGUCCGGACGCCCUGCAGGACUUUGCCCGCAUGCAGCUCACUGAAAUCCGCGACAACAUCACGUCUCGGCGCAACCGGAUCUUCUUGAUGCUGGAAGAGAUUCGCCGGCUGCGCAUUCAGCAGGAGAUCAAGAACGCAGAGGAGAGCCGCAACAGAGCAGCAGCAGCGGCUGCACGGGCGAAAUUGGGGGGCCUGCCAGUGGAGGAGGAGGAGGAAAUGCCGGAAUAUCCCUCCUCAAUUCCCUUCCUGCCGCCACUUAAAACGGACACCCUCAAGGAGUAUUACAUCACGUUCGCCUUCCUUGUUGCCAGCCUCAUCAUCUUCGGUGGCCUUGUUGCUCCCACUCUGCAACUGCGACUGGGCAUGGGUGGGACGUCCUAUGAGGAUUUCAUUGCCAGCAUGCACCUUCCACGCCAGCUCAGCCAAGUGGAUCCCAUAGUCGCCUCCUUCACGGGAGGGGCGGUGGGCGUGCUGUCAGCGCUGCUGGUGGUGGAGGUGAACAACGUGAAGCAGCAGGAGCACAAGCGCUGCAUGUACUGCCAUGGCUCAGGCUACCUGGCGUGUGCACGCUGCUCUGCCACGGGCUCUCUCAUCGACGUGCAGCUGGAGGGGGAGGGAUCAGCAGAAGGCGGAGCUGCAGUGGCAGGAGGGGGUGCUGUUGCCAAUGGGGCGCUGGCAGCAGCAGCAGGGGGAGCAGGAGGAGCAGAGGGAGCGGUUGGUGGUGGGCGGCAAGGCGUGAAGGUAGCCAAGCGGUGUCCGAAUUGUGCUGGCCUGCGCAAGGUCAUGUGCCCUACUUGUUUGUGCACGGGAAUGGCACUCGCCACAGAGCACGAUCCGCCAGCUGCAGCAGCAGCAGCAGCGCGCGGUGGGCCUGAUAACUCCCGCUUCCGCUACCGCGGCGUGCGGCAGCGCACGUGGGGGAAGUGGGUGGCGGAGAUCCGCGAGCCGCGGCGCAAGGUGCGUCUGUGGCUCGGCUCCUUCGUCUCCGCGGAGCAAGCCGCGCACGCGUACGACCGCGCGGCGCGGAAGCUGUACGGCGCAGACGCCAUGCUCAACUUCCCCGCUGCCCCCGCUCCUGCUCCCCCGCCUGCCCCCCCGCCUGCGCCGAACGGGAGAUCGUGUCUCCCCCGCGUCAGCGCCGAGAACCUCGAAUCGCCCGCGGCGCAUCCUCUAGCAUCACCCAUCGCCGCCCCCGAUACAAGCACAUCGUGGAGCUAUCACCUCCGCAGCGGCCUCCGCGACAACGGCGAGAGUAUCAGCUUCCCGAGGCUGUCAAAUGUCCCCAUUCCUGCCCCUACUCCCGCCCCUACUGCUGCUCCCAAAGCUACUCCCGCUCCCAUUCCUACCGCUACUCCCACUGCUACUGCCAUUUUCGGUGCAAGCACCAGCGGCGGCACCAUCGGCGGCAUCAGCGGCGGCUCCAGCGGUCUCCCCAGCAGCCCGUCGCCGUGGCUCGCGCGCUUCAUGCUCGAAAUCCAGGAGAUGCGCAAACUCGCCGCGAUUCGCGGCGGUCGCGCCGAGGGCUCGGGCUGUGGCCGUGAAAUUGGCUCGCAGCGACCUAGCAUCGGCGUUGCGUCGAAUGUCGCGACGAAUCAAGAUCGGAUAUUUGGGGCGGCAAGCUGCCAGGCCCCUCAUGGCCUCCUCCCAUUCCCCGUCCCCCUUCAGCCUGCUACCAGCUCUCCAGUCGCUUACGGCGAAGCUCCCUGGAACAACUCCGACAGCUGGUGCUUGGCUAGUCAGAGGACACGAGUAGCCAAGGUGCUCGGAACGAUGCAGACGCUGCCGCCGUUCAGCCUGCCUGCUGCUGCUCCGAUGGGAAAGCCCCUGUGCAGUCAGCCGCCCACCUUCCCUGCUGCUCCAGCUGCUGUGCAGGUGCCGGCAUCAGACCCAUCGGCACCGCACACGAAUGCAUCGCACCGGUCAACACCACAAUCGACAGCACCGUCCCCACCGACAAGCUCGCUCCCAGCAUUGAGCGACCCCCAGCAGAUUCUCCUGGAGCAUUACAUGAAGCUGACUGAGCGCCACGUGGCAAUGCAGGGGCGUGACUCUGCAGGCGUCCCUGCCACGUCACCACGCUUGGCGCAGGUGAAGACAGAAGAGGGAUCAGGCAUGUCAGUGCUACCUUUGGGAGAGUCCCUGACCGUACUGGAUCAAAGGAUUGAAGAAGUGCUGGAGGGCAUGCAUAGGGCAGGUGAGCAGUCCUGCUUGAGCCCAGGGAAACGGGGUCGAUACGAGGAGGUCUGCGGUGCAGAUGGGUCUGAUGCUCUGCAGGGUGAUGUGGGCGGCGGUUCUAGCAUGAAACGUGUGUGCUUGCGAACAAAAAGAAGCGAUGCGAAAGAGAACGAGGGUUCGGAAGGGUUGGACGGCAGCAGCAGCAACAGCAGCAAGGUUCUUGAAGAGAGUGGGAACGCUGGAGGGGUAAGCCCCAUAAGCGAUAGUUCUUCCGGGGAUUGUGAGGCUGAGCUCGUCUCUCUGGAUUCUGGUGCGACGGAUUUCCAGCUGGAGGGGGGCGUUUGGGGUAUGGAGGGGUUGGAAAUGCUGCUUCCGGGACUUAACGGGUUGAGGGAUCGGGACGGUCCGGACGACCAGAGGUCGCAUCUGUUGGACGAGCAGGGAGAAGUUGUUGACGGAGAUGACGUUGACGUUGGCGGAGACGACGAGGAGGAGGAGACAGACGAACCGCAGACCAUGCGGCUUUAUGUGGAAGAUCUGGUGACCAGCGCGACGGAUCCCGCUAAAACCGGGCUCGUUGCUGACGUGGCAGGCAACGUGGACAGCGACGAUGAUGACGAGGAUGACGACAAGGAUUCGUUAGAAGACGGAUACGCCAGGAUCUGCUGGCUCGGAUCGGAGGAACCUUUCGAGGAAAGAAUCGAGGAUCUCAAAAUAAUUGACCGUUGCUUCUUACACGGAGACGUCGUGGCGCGCGCGGACGAUCCGCUGGGGCAAACCGGGACCGUGACAGCUGUCGAGCUCCUAUUGGAUCUCGAGCUCGCGUCGGGGGAGAUUCUGAAAGACGUGGAUUCCAGGCGGCUGGUUCCGAUCCGAUCCGUGAAACCCGGAGGUUUUGUCGUUUACCGCGACUGGGUGGGAAGGGUUGACGAUAUUAUGGAUAACCUCGUUUUGGUUUUCGACGACGGAGCGAAAUGUCGGGUUACCAAAGUCAGUCCGGACGAUUUGUAUCCGGUCAGACCGUCGGCAACGGACGACGAGGAGAGCAUUCUUUUUUGGCCCGGGCAGCGCGUGCAGGCAGCGUACUCGAGCAUCUUCCGCCGCGCCCAAUGGCUGAAGGGCACGUGGAAGCAGUCGCGCAUGGAAGCCACGGUGGCAGUCGUCGAACCCGGAACGGCGCUUGUUCAGUGGAUCACGGGGCGACAGCUCAGCAGCGGCGGCGGCGGAAGCGGCGGAGGCGGCGGGAGUGGUGGCGGGGAUGAGGGUAGCAGGGACAGCGGGCGGGGUAGCAGCGCGGUUGAGGAGGAAGAGACUGCGGGGGAUGGGGACGGGGGGAGGAACGGCAACGGCAGCAGCGGCAAGAAGGGAGGCGUGGGGAAAGGGGAAAAGAGUAGGGGGGGCGGGGGGGACGCGGGCGGGGCGAAGGGGCCUCCGCCAGACGAGGAGGAGUUGGCUGCGGUGUAUGAGUUGGCGGAGCAUCCAGACUGGAACUUCAGGCUUGGGGAUGUUGUUGUCAGGCUGGAAACAGGGUUGGGGGAGGCCAGGUGGGAGACAGGGAGGGAGGCAGAGGAAAGGGCAGGGAAGGAGGCAGGGAAGAGGAAGGGAGAGGAGAAGGAAGGAGCAGGAGCGAACCGGGUGGAUGAUAAGGGAGGGGAAAGUGGGAAGGGGGAGGAGGAGGAGCGAGGGGAAAGGAAUGGUGGGACGGCUGCAGACAGAGAGGGGGAGGGAGGGGAACGGAAAGCGAAGGAGGGAGGAGAGGAGGGGAGUGAAAUGAGAGAGGAAGACGUGGCAGAGAAAGAAGAGGAGGAGGAGGAGGAGGAGGAGGAAGAGGAGGAGGAAGAAGAGGAGGAGGAAGGGGAAGAGGAGGAGGAAGGGGAAGAGGAGGAGGGAGCAGGCGAUUGGGAGGAGGCGGAGGAGGGAGAGGAGGGAGAGGAGGGGGGUGAUGGAGAUGCGGGUGGGGGGAGCGUGGAUGCGUCAUGGGUGGGCGAGAUUGCUGCCAUGCGCCAUGGCCUUCUCACCGUCGCAUGGGCUGAUGGCUCCAUGUCUCAGCCCGGCAAUUGCAAGUGGGCCAAGGCUGUGCACAAGGACUGGGAGAUCCUCCAGACCAACCUGCCAGACUCCAUCUCUGUGCGUGUGUACGAGGACCGCAUGGAUCUGCUGCGAGUGGCCAUAGUGGGACCGCCGGACACCCCCUACCACCUCGGGCUCUUCUUCUUCGACAUCUGGCUUCCCCCUGACUACCCUGCCGUGCCGCCAUCUGUGCACUACCAUUCAGGUGGCCUCAGGGUGAACCCAAACCUGUACGAGAACGGCAAGGUGUGCCUAUCGCUGCUCAACACGUGGAGUGGCAAGGGCACGGAGGUCUGGAACCCAGGCUCCUCCAUUCUGCAGGUCCUUGUGUCAAUCCAAGGCCUUGUGCUCGUGCCACGGCCGUAUUUCAACGAGGCGGGGUAUGAGAGGCAGAGGGGCAGCGCAGAGGGGGAGAGGAACGCAGAUCUCUAUAACGAAAGCGCCUUCCUUCUGUCGGCGAAAACCAUGAUCUACUCCAUCCGCAACCCGCCCAAGCACUUUGAGCCCCUGGUGGCGCUGCAUUUCAAGCAGCGUGCUGCUGCCAUUAUUGCUCUGUGCGAUACCUACGCCCAAGGGGCCAAGGUGUGUCCACUCAAGGCUGCUAGCACCGCAAGCCCGGCCACAGCCAAAGACGCAAGCCCAACUACUCAGGACAACUCAGCUGCUAAGGUCAACACAAGCCGACCCGAGUCUGGCAGCACGAGUGGUUCUGAGGGGAUUCAGCAGCAGGAGGGGUCGCUGGGACAGCAGGGAGCUGCUAGGCCGGCGGAUGCGGUGCAGAGCGGUGGUGGAGGUGACGAUGGGUGUUCGGCUGGGUUCAAGAUAAUGCUGGGGAAGCUACGACCACAGCUGGAACUAGCCUUGGCACGGGUUUUAAAGGGAUGA